Exaiptasia diaphana is the source of this 2949-nucleotide messenger RNA. RefSeq lists its product as uncharacterized. NCBI's taxonomy places the organism in Eukaryota, Metazoa, Cnidaria, Anthozoa, Actiniaria, Aiptasiidae. The record is from RefSeq and is a predicted model, not a curated record. The transcript has 2 exons. Bases 1280 to 2083 code for a protein of 267 amino acids.
GAAAUUUUUGUGUGGAUAAUUAGCUGUUCGUACAACGUCAAACAAACGGGUUAGUUAUAGCUGGACUCGCGUAUAAAAAGGCCCCAAAUCAGUUGUAGAACAUAAGCUUUCCAGCAAUGGCUAGUAUUUGGCGCCCCAUUGAUUUUGAUGAUGAAGGAGCAAGAGGACAGUCGCAAGGUCCCGAGCAAGGUUUGUAUGGACACAAGUGAAUUUACUGCGGGGUUUUAAAUUAUCAAACUAACUUUUUUUUAACUUAUAGGUUCUAAAAAACGUUGUCCUAUACUUAAGGAAGAAGAAGAAUUAGUCUUGAGUGCCUACCACAAGUUUGGAAACUGGAACGCUACUCUAACGCAUGUCAAACGUCACAUAGCCGACAUUCACGUAUGCAACCUCGCUAGAAAGGAAAAUGUCGUCGAAUACUAUUUCACUUCCACAAAUAAAGUAGCAAUAAAGAGAAUGCAGCGUAUCGUAAACUAGAGGAUGAAAAAAACGACUCCUGUCGAAAACKCCACAAGUUCCUCCAUGGUGAGCGCUUAGUUAUCAAAAACUCAAAGAUGCGGUACGCCAUGAAAAUGACACCAGAGGAAAGAGCACAGAAGAAAUUUGAAUUUGUCAACGAUUCUAUCCAAGAUGAUGAGGAUAUCGUAGAGCAUUCGGAAAAUAUGGGCAGCAUGGUGUGCGACGAGGAUUCUGAAAAUCCAGGUGAUGAUGUUUCAUGUAGCUCGAAAACUCCAACCAAAAAAAAGGUCAAAAGAAAAAAUCAUGCCAAAAAAGCAAAUGAAGCCCACACUAACAUGUGUCAAAAAGCCAUGAAUAUGAUGGACAAAAUAAACAGAAUGUUGGAUAAAUUGGACAAUGAUAGUAAUUAAUAUAGCCUUUGAGUUAUUGUAAAUCAUUGUUCCAAGAAAGUUUUUGAGCAAAAUGAAAUACAAAUGUCAUAUAAUUAACAACGUGUGUGUUUUGCAUCAUUUACGUAAAUACUAGCCAGGGAAGGGUUCUCCCCUAUAUUUGAUAUACGAGUAUGUGUAAAGGGUUUUGGGAGUCGUGCGGAACACCCCCACCCAAGUUGGGGAGGUAGUAUCCCCCUCCCCCCGGGAAUACUAGCAAGAAGUUGGAUAAUUUGCAUACACCUUUCCGAGCUAUACAAAUAAUACGGGGGUAGGCUUGAUAAAAGAAGGGCAAGAAAAUUCAACAGAAAGCAUUCUAGGUGUUAUUGUGGAAAAUACAGUAUGGGAACGUAAAAGAACUUGUAAAACUAGAGAAGGGUCAUGGAAUCGAAAUGAGAUGGAAACAAUCGGACCCAAACUUCAAAUCUGCCCUAAUUGCAAGCGAAGCUUCCAAGGCAACUACACUACUCGAUGCAAUUCGAAUAAGUGGGAGAAAAAGAUGGUUUUUACUUUCUUUAAUGAAAAGAUAUGCAGAUGGGCAAAAACAGGCGCAACGAAUUAUUAAAGCGGUUUCGAAGGAGGGAAAGAUACUUAAAGAAAAGCUAAAAAAAUACAACGCUUCUGUGCAGGUUCUCAUAGAAAAUGGCCUUGACUUUAACAUCCUCUCCUGGGAGCAGGCCAGCGAUGUUACAACAGGGAUACACAAGCAGUCCUCAGUAUCCCCUCUGCAAGCUUGGAAGAGGGAUGCCAUCGAGGCAUACACUCUUCUACAACGUGCAGGAGAGGAAAUUAACAUUAUCCACUCUGAAAUGCAUUCAGUGAUUUUGAAUGCAUACAAGGAUUGUAGAAGUUGCGAUGUGGCUACAGCUAUAAGUGGACACGCAGGGUCACUUACAACCAUCCAAGCUGGGUUACUAAGUAUCGCCAAAGCUAGGCAAUCACAUCACCACAUGCAUUUACAAUUUGCAGUGCAAUCGCUCUCAAAACAUGUGGACAUUUCCAGAGACAUUGACCAUUAUGUGGCCAACAUUCAACAAGUUGCAAUUGCUCCUCAUUGUGAAGCUGAAGAAGACAUUCUGCAAUCAGAUGAAGAAGAGGAUUUUCAGGACUCCCAAGAAAAUAUCCAAAAUGACAUUUCAAAAAACUAUUUGUUUGACGACUUCGGAAGUGAUAGUGGACUCGGCACAGAAUGUUAGAAUAAAAGAAAUAAAGUAACCAAUUGAGUUGUGUAUAUGUUUGUGUUUUUUUAUUUAACAGCAUAAGUUCAAUAAAAAGCCUUGAUUACAAUUCCGUAAUUAUUACUACAUUACAAACAGGGUUUUACAAAAAACGUAGUUACUAUGUUACAAAAGGUGCAGUUACUAGUCAGUAAUUAUUGGCUUACAAGCAUCAUUCCGUUACAAACCAGUAAUUACUAUGCACUGACAACACAGUAAUAACUAGGUCACAAAAGAUUUUCAGGCUCAAAUUCGUCCCCGAAAAGUCAAGUAACUUUUUAGUCGAGGAGUUUGCGUUCCACCUCCGCAGACAUGGAAUCUUGGCACAUUCGUCUCGAAAACGAUAUACAUGUAUUGUUACUAGGACUGAAAAGCUAGACUAUAUAACUGGAGAGAGGUAAUGUAUGGGUUUUUAACUAUAUAGCUAUGGUCAAUCCGCGACUUCCCGAUGUGCCCGUAAAUGUACACUAUAGACAAUUAACUAAUAUUAUUUAACACAAGCAUGGCAAGGGGUAUCAGGAAAAGGGGGACAAGUCUAUUUCUUCCGUACCUUUUUUUUAUUUCAGGAACGAUAAAAAAGUGUUUUUUUUAAUUACAAUGCAAUCACGGCAAUUUACAACACAGAACCGAUUUUAGCAAAGCCAUCCAAAUCAUUUUCGGCCUUGAGCAGUACACAAAUAUUAAGAGUAUUUGUUUAAUAACAUUUGUGUUGAGCACAUGGCGAGUGUGUACGGUUAUUAGUAUCUUGAAUAGUAAUAAUAACUACUUUAUUUAAAGAGGGAGGGUAGACUACUCAUCAUAAUACUUAUUUUUAAAUAUUUCGCUGUUAGAGUACAAACAUUAAA